UGAUAUUCGAGUAAUUAAUAACUGGAAAUUGUUUAAACGAAACGUGAAAAAAUGGAGCAAGGAAUGUUGACGAGGGUCCUGCAGGAUUUUUUGACAACUGUUGAUGGAGAACUGAGCCUGUUGAAGGGAGAUUAUCUAUUGGUACUCUCCGUUGUGGAUAGGCACUGGUGUUACGGUCAAUCGAACAAUAAUACAGGAAAGUUUCCUUCAAACUAUUUGCACAAGGUUGACGUGCCUCUGCUAGCCGAAGGCCAGAAUUUGUGCAUUUCCAUUGUUCCAUUCCCUGGAGAACAACACGGCGAUCUUUCCUUUGGAAAAGGACAAAUCAUCGUUGCCGACGAAGAAGUUGAACCAGGCUGGAUAUCUGGCCACACGGACUUGCACAAAGGAAUUUUCCCCGCUACACAUGUCUGGAAAAUAGAUACAGCGUUGCUAAAGAAAACUGUGAGGAGAAAAGCAAUACAAAAAAUUGCAAGAGUAACUGCAGAUCUAAAAGCCCAACUGGAUGAAGAGCUAGAUCUGACCAAAGGCACUUUUGUCACUGUGACGGAAAUUUUGGAAGAUGGGUGGUGCCAAGGGACCACAAAAGAUGGUCGGAGUGGGACUUUUCCUGAGGGAUUCAUCGAGUACAUAGAAUCGGAUACAAAUCAGGUUCAAACUGUUGACGAAGAAGACCCAGUUGCAGCAGCAUCUUUAUACAGUUCCUCUGAAAACAAUAAGGUCAAGCAAGUUGACCUUAAAGUGUACAAAGAUUUUGGAGAAGGUGCAGCUAUGCCUUACAACGACGAACCUGCCCCUUACUACUACGACCUCUUUCCUGAAUUUUCCAAGGAAGACGCGAUCCAGCCAAGUAAUGUGAAAAAUACAGUCGAAGUUACACCUGCGUUUGAUGGCCUCCAUCCCUUUGGGAUCGAGCCAUAUGCCAUAACACUUUACCCAUUCAACGCUCAAUUCCCAAACGAAUUGAGUUUUGCAGCGGGUGAAGUGGUGCGUCUCAUUAGGCACAAAGACUCUGAUUGGGCAGAGGGAACAAUUGAUAAUACCACAGGGAUAUUUCCAGUUUCCUACGUUAACAUUAUCGUUGAUUGUCCGAAGAGCGAGGAAUCACUGGCUUCAGAAGACAACAAUGAACCGCAAGUGGAUCCAUUGACAGAAGUAGUUGAGGAAGAGAAUUCCCAAGAUCAAAAUGUUCUCGUUCCAGGGGUCGUAGUAAGGGUGGAAUAUAAUUUUGAGGCUCAAAUGGACGGUGAUCUAAGUGUGAGCGAAGGUGAUUUUGUUACAAUUGUAGAAAUGACUAAUGCAGAUUGGAUCAGCGUUAAAAAUAAGGACGGGAAUGUUGGACUCUGCCCAAAGACCUAUGUGACUGCUAAUUUUGAUCCGCAAUCCGAGAUAGAAAAUACUACAGAUGAAUUUGUCAUUAUUAGGAAUCAAGAGUCAGAGAAAAUGACAUUCGAAGAUGAUUGUAGCAGCAAGCGAAUAUCCGCACCUCACAGACCGGCACCACCAGCUCCAGUACCGGGAAGUGUUCCAUUGCAAAAAAAUCUACAACCUAUACAGACAAGACCUAGAAGUCAAAGAAUUGACACUGAAGAGCCAGAGGCAGAAAUCCAUACAAAUGCCAAACAGAAAAAAGCGGAUCAGAGACAAAACGUGAUAACAGAAUUGGUGAUAACUGAAAAAGAAUAUGUCAGGGAUUUGAAGAUGACGUACGAGACUUUUCACUUGUAUGAUCCAAAUAUACUGGAGUCUCGAGGGGUGGAUGUGACUACAUUGUUUGGAAACAUCUUGGAUGUUAUAAAAAUUGCUGAAGAAUUAUUGGACAAAAUGCAGAUGGCGAUGAAAGGGUGCGAUGAGGAGUUCCAAACAAUUGGACCUUGUUUUUUGAAGAUGUCAGACAAAUUGCAGGUCGUGUACGUAAAGUACUGCAGUAAUCAUGAGUCUGCUUUGGCAUUGCUAAAAAAAUAUGAGGACAACCCAGAAGCAACGAUCAUGUUUCAAAAGGGACUUGAGACCCUACGUUAUCAGAUAGCUUGUUUCGACAUGAGUUCUAUCUUAAUAAAACCCGUGCAGAGAAUAUUGAAAUAUCCGUUGAUGCUGUAUGAGUUGGUAAAGUGCACAGAAGACGAUCAUCCGGAUAAACCUGAGCUGGAAGAAGCUUGGCGAGCAAUGACGAACGUCGCUAGUUACAUCAACGAAUACAAACGGCGUAAAGAUUUGGUUAGCAAGUACUUCGAAGGCGAGUCAACGUUAAUGCGCAAGAUGGCCAAAAUUAAUAUUCAUUCUAUGGCAAAGAAGUCAACCAGACUCAGCGCAAAAUUAUCUGCCUCUUUGGGGAUCACAAACAUUGCACUAGACGUCGAUUUUGAUGACUGUGAAAGACAAUUCAAAAUCCUUGAAAAAUGUGUUUGGCAAUUGGCCCGGGAUGUCGAACAGUGCAUGGCAAACUUGGGGGACGAGGCGGCGAGCGGAGAAUUGAUGGCUGAUUUAAUACGGCAGUAUUAUCAGGGUACGCCAAAUAAUGAGGUCGAAAAACUCAGGCAAACUCGAGCCGUUCUAUGGUCCAACUACCUAAAAGAAUUGAAAACUUGCCUCGAGAAAAGGGUCACUACUCCUCUGAAUCAAUUAAUCAAUUUACUCGAGGGUCCUGCAUUGCUUAUCGAAAAACGACAUGAUAAACUUCUCGAUUAUGAUGUUGCAAUCACUAAGAAUGAGAAAAGUCGGGACAAUAAAAUUUUCCAAGAAGAAUUGACUCGUGCUAAGAGUAACUACGAAGCACUGAAUCAGCAGCUGCUCGAGGAGUUGCCAAUUUUAAUUGACGUUGCUACUAAGAUACUAGUCAGCUGUUUCGGAGCCUUUGCUAAUUCAAGAAAAUUACUGAGUGGCAAGAUCACCAAGCGCUACCUAAUGCUGUCUGAGACCGCUACUCAAAUAGCACCGCAAGACAUUUUGGAGUCAUUCUUAGUGAGUCACAAUUUACUCUAUAAUCAAAUAACACGUUUUGGUCUUGCCGGUUCUAAUCCACGAAUAGAAGAAAGCCAGACGGAGUGUAUCGAACAGACAGAGAAACAGAGAAUCAUGCUGAGAAACAAAUAUUCGGUAGAUAGGUUGCAUGUCGUAAAAGAGGAUGUUGUGGGCACUUCCUCGCUUGACAUGGGAGCUAAACGUGGAACAUUGGUCGCUGUAAUUAAAAAGCAAGAUCCUAUGGGAGACUCAAGUAGAUGGUUUGUUGACAACGGAGCUCUCCAGGGAUUUUUACCAAGCCAUAGUCUAGAAUUUCGGCAAAGAAUAUCCACGGCAAAUAGUAUUAACGGUAACAGGACAACCCCUAGUCCCGACCAGACCCCAGAUUUAAUAUGUAUGGACUCACCAGAAAAAGAAGUAAGGCCUGCGUCCGUGUCCAAUAGCCAAUCACAGUUUUACCAGAAUCUCAAAGACGUGUUCGAUGACUCCCAGAGUGAGACAAGUACCAGCAGCACAAAUGCACCCCAACGUUAUCAAAACCUCAAUAAAAUCUUUUAUUACGCACUUUACGAUUUUCCGGGAGCAAUGAAGGGAACUUUGCCAAUAAAGAAAGGACAGGCUGUAAGAGUUGUUAGACCACACGACGAAAUGGGUAACGACGAUUGGUGGUUGGUGCAAGACCGACAAGGAAGUUCUGGCUAUGUUCCUAAAAAUUACUUGGGCCUACCGGAAGCGUUCACGUAAAUAUUUGUAAAUUCGGUUGGGUUUAUUACGAAAAAAAAUCAAAUUAUGUAAAUAUGUAUCCAUAAGCAUGGACCAAAGAAGGAUAUUGCUAUUUUUGUAGCCUCCGCAGAAGAUUCUACUUCUAGUAAUGGCGUAUAUUGUUAAUCUGAUGUUUAAUUUUUUGUACACUUAAGAAUCUAAUCCUUCCACAUGUUCAGUUGUUAUAUGUAUAUUUUUGUAGGCAACUUUUUAAUCUCCAGCUACUCAUUAGAUUGCAGACAAUAAGUCAAACGUUAUUAUUGAAUAAUACGUAAUUAUAACAUGCACAUUACAGUGAUAAUUCGUAAAUUAUUAAUAGCGAUCACUUACAACGUGUUUUCCUAUUUCUUGACCGUUGUCGACUUUCAAACUGAUCCGGAUCAACUGUUAUUUCACCGUUACCAUGGUAACGCGACUUACAAAACGGUUUAAACAAUGACAAUGUCGCCAUCUGCAGCUAAUCGCCCGUAUAAAAAAUUCGCAACUUGUCGCCGUCAACUGUUUAUAUUUGAGUCGUAGAAAUCAAAUGGACAUAAAAGAAAGUGAGGAAAUACCGUUAGUCCGUUCGAUCGUCAGAGAAAAGUGAGUUCAUUUUUGAUUAUGAAUAAUCCGAUAAAACGAUAUCUUACUGUCCCACUUAUCCGAGAAAAUGAUAAAUUUCAAAUCAUGUGAAGAUUAUCUUGCCUAUCCGUUCGAAAACAUAGCUGCCAGCGAAGUAAAGCCUUUGCUUCUUUGGCUGAUCAAUCGUGAUACAUUUAUCAUAAAAUCUUCAUUCUUCUCUGUAUAUUGAAGUCGAUAAAUUUGUAUACCUAUGUAUAGCUAUGCAUAUGUGUACUUGAGCCAAUAAUUAAUUUCGAAUAAUCCAUCGAUAGAUUAUAAAUCGAAUAUUAAACAUAUACAACUAUUACACGUUUAAUAAUAAUUAUAUAUUUGUGAUUCGUGCCAUAUAUACAUGGUAUAAUUGAUUACGUUUUCUGUUUCUCACUUUUAAUUAUUGUUACAUUAAUCGUAUAAUUGUAUUGUUAUUAUGUUAUACGAUUAAAUUCAAAUACUUAUUAUUAUCAUUAUUAAUUUUUGUGCGUAAAACGCAUGUAAGAAUUUGUUGUAACAUGUGUAUAUAUUUUAUAUACUUAUAUAUGAAUUUAUUACCGAGUCGUUAUGAAGGUAUGAAUUUUAACGAACGUCUACUUUUCCAGGUUCAUAUACGAAAAGGUAAUUGAAUAUUGCUUGAAAAGAAUAAAUAAAUAUUAGUAAUUGUAGGGGAAGAAAAAAUAAGUGAAUAAAAUUGUAUAUCAAAAUAAAUGUACACGCGAAAAAUCAAAUGUAGUUAUUCUAAUUUUGUGCACGUAUGUGUAUUUACUUUGUGUGUCAUGAUAAUGAUUGGAAACCAAAAAAAAGAGAAAAU
Athalia rosae (coleseed sawfly) is the source of this 5128-nucleotide messenger RNA. RefSeq names its product dynamin-binding protein-like. Gene Ontology annotation, molecular function: protein binding; guanyl-nucleotide exchange factor activity. Gene Ontology annotation, cellular component: cytoplasm. Bases 52 to 3705 code for a protein of 1217 amino acids. The transcript is spliced from 9 exons. The record is from RefSeq and is a predicted model, not a curated record. NCBI's taxonomy places the organism in Eukaryota, Metazoa, Arthropoda, Insecta, Hymenoptera, Athaliidae. Gene Ontology annotation, biological process: intracellular signal transduction.